Molecule: messenger RNA, 1283 nt
Organism: Carassius carassius (crucian carp)
Lineage: Eukaryota; Metazoa; Chordata; Actinopteri; Cypriniformes; Cyprinidae
Product: zinc finger BED domain-containing protein 4-like
Exons: 2
Coding region: 151-1017 (288 amino acids)
Biological process (GO): regulation of transcription by RNA polymerase II
Cellular component (GO): nucleus
Molecular function (GO): protein dimerization activity
Source: RefSeq, a predicted model, not a curated record
CGCACAGUUUCAGCUGCCAGGAAUCUCGUAGGGCACUUCAAAAAAAGUGCCAAGGCUACAGCUGCUUUGAAAGAGAAACAAACGCAGCAGAACGUUGUACAACACAAACUCAUUCAAGAUGUUGCUACUCGUUGGAACUCUACGUAUGAAAUGCUUAACCGACUGGUGGAGCAGCGAUGGCCAGUGACAGCUGUUUUGUCAGAUCCCAGCAUCACUAAGAAAGGAAAUCGCACCCUUGACUUGACAGGAGACCAGUGGAAACUGGCACAAGAGACAUCAGAAUUACUUGGGCCCCUGCUCACACUCACAGAACUACUAUCACAGGAGGCAAACUUGUCGUUGUCGGCAACAGUGCCAAUGCUCUUUAACCUGAAGAAACGCCACCUGUCACCAGAAGAGGAUGACAGCCCUGCCAUCAGAGAAAUGAAGAAUACCCUUGUCAAGGAGAUCGACAGCAGAUGGGAACUGUUAAAUUUGGAACCCACCAGCAUCUAUCUCCUUUCUUCAGCACUAGACGUGAGAUUUAAGCACCUUAAAUUCCUUGAGGAUGAGAAGAAGGACCUGGUAUACAUUGAGGUUGUCAGACUAGCUGAACAUCUGCAUCAGCAACAGAUCGUUCGCAAGGGAGAAGAGCUGUCAGCAAGCCACGGAGAAGAGGAGACGGAUGCGCCACCACCACCCGCCAAAAAAAAACAGCAGGAGAUUUCAAUGCUGAUGCAGGCUGAUGACGAAGAGGAAGAAGAACGCGGAGACAGCGCAAAGACAGAGAUGGAGCAGUAUUUGAGAGAUGCUACUAAAUUACAGUCGGGCCCACUGGCAUGGUGGAAGCAAAACAGUGACCGCUACCCUAAACUGGCAUUUGCAGCCAAACACCUUCUUUGCGUUCCGGCCACUUCAACUCCAUCAGAGCGCAUUUUCUCAAAAGCUGGCUACAUCGUCAACAAGACCCGAAGUUCCCUUUUACCAGAAAAUGUGGACAAACUCAUCUUCCUCGCACACAACAUGAAACGAGUAUAGGUAGUUUCACAAUAGUUUCCAACCACUGGGUUGCGAUUUAUAUAAGUGUUUGAAAGAGCCUAAAUAUUUUUGUCAUUGAAAUGUGAGCUGUCUAGCUAGGCUAACAUUACCUUGUUCUAUUUAACCUAUUACAGUUUAUUCUAUAUAAGGGAGUGAAUAAAAUUUAUUACAAUUACUUUAAAUUUAAAUAGCCAACCCGUUACGGUGUCAGUAAUUAUUACAUUUACGAAUAAUAAAUGAAUGUAGUUCAACGAACUGCAGGCUAA